Pan troglodytes (chimpanzee) is the source of this 6349-nucleotide messenger RNA. It is a transcript of the gene PRR11, whose product is annotated as proline rich 11. Gene Ontology annotation, cellular component: cytoplasm; nucleus. The transcript has 10 exons. The record is from RefSeq and is a predicted model, not a curated record. NCBI's taxonomy places the organism in Eukaryota, Metazoa, Chordata, Mammalia, Primates, Hominidae. Bases 217 to 1299 code for a protein of 360 amino acids.
AGAAGCGCCUCAGCUCUGAUUGGCUGGAGCUGUGUGCUAUCUCAGCCAAUCACAAGCCGGACUGUGCUCCUACACUAUCCGAAGAGCGAAUCGUGCAGAGACCGUGUCUACGAUUGGCCUCUCCCUGACAAGGAUUUAAUUUUGAAUUUUUCUUUAUGGCGUGGGAGAGGCCACAGCCCGGACUCCAUCGACUCCCCCGGCUCUUAGACUAAAAUCAUGCCCAAGUUCAAACAACGAAGACGAAAGCUAAAAGCCAAAGCCAAAAGAUUAUUCAAAAAAAAAGAAGCCUCUCACUUUCAGUCCAAGCUAAUUACACCUCCUCCUCCACCACCCUCACCAGAAAGAGUUGGUAUUUCUUCAAUAGAUAUAUCUCAAAGCAGAAGCUGGCUAACAUCAUCCUGGAACUUCAAUUUUCCUAACAUCAGAGAUGCAAUAAAACUUUGGACAAAUAGAGUAUGGUCUAUAUACAGCUGGUGCCAGAACUGCAUAACCCAGAGUUUAGAAGUAUUGAAAGACACCAUCUUUCCAUCUCGUAUCUGCCACCGAGAACUUUACAGUGUAAAACAACAGUUUUGCAUUUUGGAAAGUAAAUUAUGCAAGCUCCAGGAAGCACUGAAGACUAUCUCAGAAAGUUCUUCCUGUCCAAGCUGUGGUCAAACAUGUCACAUGAGUGGUAAACUUACAAAUGUGCCUGCCUGCGUUCUGAUCACCCCUGGAGACUCCAAAGCUGUGCUUCCUCCCACACUGCCACAGCCAGCCAGCCAUCUUCCUCCUCCUCCUCCACCUCCCCCUCUGCCACCUCCUCCACCACCACUAGCACCUGUGUUGCUCAGAAAACCCAGUCUCGCUAAAGCACUUCAGGCUGGACCAUUAAAAAAAGAUGGACCCAUGCAGAUAACAGUUAAAGAUCUGCUGACUGUAAAAUUAAAGAAGACACAGAGUUUAGAUGAAAGGAGGAAGCUUAUACCAUCGCCGAAAGCACGGAAUCCACUAGUUACUGUCUCUGACUUGCAGCAUGUUACCCUGAAACCUAACUCCAAAGUGUUAUCGACUCGAGUUACAAACGUCUUAAUCACUCCUGGAAAAAGUCAGAUGGAUCUGCGGAAACUGCUUAGAAAAGUCGAUGUAGAGAGGAGCCCAGGUGGAACCCCUCUUAUCAAUAAAGAAAAUAUGGAAACAGGAACAGGACUGACUCCAGUGAUGACGCAGGCCUUAAGGAGAAAGUUUCAGCUGGCUCACCCUAGAAGCCCAACUCCAACUCUGCCACUUUCUACAAGCAGCUUUGAUGAACAAAACUGAUGCCAACUCUGCCUCACUCCAUGAGAUGAUCCAUAACAAAUACAGAUAAAAACACCCAGCUGGGUGCAGUGGCUCACACCUGUAAUCCCAGCACUUUGGGAGGCUGAGGCAGGUGGAUCACCUGAGGUCAGGAGUUUGAGACCAGCCUGGCCAACAUGGUGAAACUCCUUCUCCACUAAAAAUACAGAAAUUAGCUGGGCAUAGUGGUGGGUGCCUGUAAUCCCAGCUAUGCGGGAGGCUAAGGCAGGAGAAUUGCUUGAACCCAAGAGGCAGAGGUUGCAGUGAGCCAAGAUCGCGUCAUUGCACUCCAGCCUGAGCAACAAGAGCGAAACAAAAACAAACAAACAAACAAACAAAACCCACCCAAAUCCUUUUUUUUAAUGUAGUAGGGUUUAUAUAGAUAUACUAAUAUAAUUGCAUUUGGAGAAUUAGAGUAAGUAUGGAGCCCACACAUACUGUGAUAUAAAGUGUAUAUACAGAUAUUUGGAUAUUUUCUAGUUUGCAUGAUGAUUAAGAGAACCAGAUGGGAAAAUACAAUCUCCAAAGUGAUGUUUAUCCUGGAAUUACCCAAUUUAGAUUAGAGAGGUUGUUCAAAUUUAACUAGAUAACUCUAGUUUGUACUGUAUAGGUGCAGUUAUGACAGUAAAAAAAUAGCCUCUUGGCUCAUCCCUGUAAUCCCAGCACUUUGGGAGGCCAAGGUGGGAGGAUUGCUUGAGCCCAGGAAUUCAAGACUAGCCUGGGCAACAUAAUACAGGGAGACCCCGUCUCUAUUAAAAAUACAAAAAUCAGCCAGCUGUGGUGACACAUGCCUAUAGUCCCAGCUACUUAGGAAGCUGAGAAGGGAGGAUCACUUGAGGCUGUAGUGCACUAUAAUUAUGCCUGUGAAUAGCCACUCUACUCCAGCCUGGGCAACAUAGCAAGACCCCAUCUCUAAAAAUUAAAAAAAAAAUUUAAAUUAGAAUCUCAUUUCUAGCAUCUUAGGUAGGUACUUAUAUCUGGCUUACAGAAGUCUAAGGUAUUCCUUAUUUUUAUAUCUGCUGUCCACAUUUAUACAGCUACAUAAAAAUUUUAUGACAACUUCAACAUGAACCUUAUAUUUUCGACAAUGCCUUGCCAAGGAAUCUCUGAAGUCCAUAGCAGGUCACUGUGAGACCUAGUUCCCUGUUGUCACUGACCUAUGUAAUCAAAGACAGUAAUACAGCCUGGGAAACAUAGCGAGACCCUGUCUCUAUCAAAAAUUUAAAAUUAUCCAGGCAUGGUGACGCACACCUGUAGUCUAAGUGUCCAAGUUACUUGUGAAGCUGAGGUGGGAGGAUCACUUGAGCCCAAGAGUUUGAAGCUAUGGUGAGCUAUGAUUGUUCCACUAUACUCCAGCAUUGGCAACAGAGCAAGAACUCAUCUCUAAAAAGUAAAAAGCAACUCCCCAGAAAGACUGUAUUUCUACAGAUAAAUAUUGCAUUGAGAUGCCAAAUAGAGUGUUGUUGUAAAGUCACCAGACUAGAAAGCAGACCUGGGGACAGUGUUUACCACCUAAGAGGCAGUCCUGUUUUUGAGACCCACAUCUAUAUAUAGAGAUUUUUGUUUGUUUGUUUGUUUGUUUGUUUUGUUUUGAGAUGAAGUCUCACUCUGUCACCCAGGCUGGAGUGCAGUGGCGCAAUCUUGGCUCACUGCAACCUCCACCUCCCAGGUUCAAGCAAUUCUCCUGCCUCAGCCUCCCGAGUAGCUGGGAUUACAGGUGCACACUGCCACACCUGACGAAUUUUUGUAUUUCUAGUAAAGAUGGGGUUUCACUAUGUUGGCCAGGCUGGUCUUGAACUCCUCACCUCAGGUGAUCCACCCAUCUCAGCCUCCCAAAGUGCUGAGAUUACAGGCGUGAGCCACCACGCCCGGCCAGAGAUCCCCAUCUAUAUUUAUAACACAUUUAUGGAUGAAAAUUAAACAGGUGUCCGGGUGCGGUUGCUCAUGCCUGUAAUCCGAGCACUUGUGGAGGCCGAGGCAGGCGGAUUACUUGAGGUCAGGACUUCGAAACCAGCCUGGCCAACAUGGUGAAAUCCCAUCUCUACUAAAAAUACAAAAUUAGCCAGGUGUGGUGUCACGCACCUGUAGUCCCAGUUACUUGAACCUGGGAGGCAGAGGUUGCAGUGAGCCGAGAUUGCAACACUGCCACUCCAGCCUGGGUGACAGAGCAAGAGACCCUGUCUCAAAAAAAAAAAAAAAAAAAUUAAAUGGGUAGUGACGUUAAGAGAUAUAUAUCAGCUUCUAGUAAAAGUUUUUUUUAAAACCUGCUAGCUACAUUUACAUUAUGUAAAAAUAAAGGGAAUAAUCACUGAGAAUAAAGCAGUUGAGUAUUUAUAACAAUAAUAUUUUAUGGGGCGCUUAUAAUGUUUAUAAUAUUGUAAACCACUGUGUACUCUAUUCAUUUAAUGCCAAAUGACUUGACCAUUCUUGUGGGAUAAGAGAUCAUUAAAAAAAUGCUAGGGCCGGGCACCAUGGCUCACGCCUGUAAUCCCAGAACUUUAGGAGGCCAAGGCAGGUGGAUGACUUGAGCUCAGGAGUUUGAGACCAGCCUGGGCAACAUGAUGAAAACUCCGUCUCUACCAAAAAUCAAAAGAAUUAGCCAGGUGUGAUGUUGUGCGCCUGUAGUCCCAGCUACUUGUGAGGCUGAGGUGGGAGGAUGGUUUGGGCCCCGGAGGUAGAGGUUGCAGUGAGCUGAGAUUGUGCCACUGUAUUCCAUCCUGGGCAACAGAGCCAGACCCUGCCUCAAAAAAAAAAAAAAAAAAAGGCCUGGCACAGUGGCUCACGCCUGUAAUCCCAGCACUUUGGGAGGCUGAGGCAGGCAAAUCACUUGAGGUCAGACGUUUGAGACCAGCCUGGCCAACAUGGUGAAACCCCGUCUCUACCAAAAAUAAAAAUAAAAAUUAUCCAGGCGUGGUGGCAUGUGCCUAUAGCCCCAGCUACUCAGGAAGCUAAAGCACGAGAAUUAUGUGCAUCCUGGAGGUGAAGGUUGCAGUGAGCCAAGAUCACACCACUCCACUCCAGUCUGGACAACAGAGUGAGAGCCUGUGUCAAAAAAAAAAAAAAGAAGAAAAGAAAAAUGCUUUAUGGCCCAGUGCAGUGGCUCACACCUAUAAUCCUAGCACUUUGGGAGGCUAAGGCAGGAGGAUUGCUUGAGGCCAAGAGUUCAAAACAAGCCUGGGCAACACUGCAAGACCCCAACUCUACAAAAAACGAAAAAUUAGCCGGGAGCGGUGAUGUGUGCCUGUAGUCCCAGCUACUCAGGAGACUGAGGUGGGAGAAUCACUUGAGCCUGGGAGGUUGAGGCUGCAGUGAGCUGUGUUUAUACCACUGCACUCCAGCCUGCUGGGUAACAGAGCAAGACUCCAUCUCAAAAAGAAAAGAAAAAAUGCUUUGCUACAUAAUGAGGCCAGGCAAAAAAAAAAAGUCCUGUGGAAAUCAUAUAGACAAACAUUUGCAAAGCUGCUACUGCCAUUGUACCAGUGUUAAAAUGUGUUCUACCUUGCAUCUUUUACUGAUUUUUAUGACAGAUUUUAUAUUGUAACCAUUUGAGAACUCUGUAAGUGCUAUGGCUUCCUUAAACUAUGAUUUAUCAUAUGCUCCCGGUGUUUACUUUGAGACUGAAUGGCAACCAGAGAAUGUAAACAACCAAGGUGCAUCUGGUUAUGUUUUAAAAUAAAGAUUAAUAAAAGUUUUGGUUUUUCUCUUUCUAACCUUUUUUUUAAACUAGAAAUAUAAUACCUAUAGAAAAGUAAAUGUUGGCCGGGUGCGGUGGCUCAUGCCUAUAAUCCCAGCACUUUGGGAGGCCGAGGCAGGCAGAUCACCUGAGGUCAAGAGUUCGAGACCAGUCUGGCCAACAUGGUGAAACCCUGUCUCUACUAAAAAUAUAAAAAUUAGCCGGGCGUAGUGGCAGACACCUGUAAUCCCAGCUACUGGGAAGGCUGAGCCAGAAUGGCUUGAACCUGGGAGGCAGAGGUUGCAGUGAGCCGAGAUCGCCCCAUUGCACUCCAGCUUGAGCAACAAGAGUGAAACUGUCUCAAAAAAAAAAAAAAAAAGUAUAUGUUAAGUAUAGAAAAAUAUAUAAAUUAAAAAAUUAUAGGCUUGGGGGCCAGGCACAGUGGCUCACACCUGUAAUCCCAGCACUUUGGGAGGCCGAGGUGGGUGUAUCACUUGAGGUCAGGAGUUUGAGACCAGCCUGGCCAACAUGGUGAAACCCCGUCUCUACCAAAAAAAAUAUAUAAAAAUUAUCUGGGUGUGGUGGCAUGUGCCUAUAGUCCCAGCUUCUCAGAAGACUGAGGCGCGAGAAUCACUUGAACGAUGGAAGUGGAGGUUGCAGUUUGCUGAGAUCACACCACUGCACUACAGUCUGGGCAACAGAGUGAGACCUUGUCUCAAAAAAAAAAAGAAAGAAAAAGAAAAAUGCUUUAUGGCCCAGUGCAGUGGCUCACACCUAUAAUCCUAGCACUUUGGGAGGCUAAGGCAGGAGGUUCGCUUGAGGCCAAGAGUUCAAAACAAGCCUGGGCAACACUGCAAGACCCCAACUCUACAAAAAAACGAAAAAUUAGCCGGGAGCGGUGAUGUGUGCCUGUAGUCCCAGCUACUCAGGAGACUGAGGUGGGAGAAUCACUUGAGCCUGGGAGGUUGAGGCUGCAGUGAGCUGUGUUUAUACCACUGCACUCCAGCCUGCUGGGUAACAGAGCAAGACUCCAUCUCAAAAAGAAAAGAAAAAAUGCUUUGCUACAUAAUGAGGCCAGGCAAAAAAAAAGAGUCCUGUGGAAAUCAUAUAGACAAACAUUUGCAAAGCUGCUACUGCCAUUGUACCAGUGUUAAAAUGUGUUCUACCUUGCAUCUUUUACUGAUUUUUAUGACAGAUUUUAUAUUGUAACCAUUUGAGAACUCUGUAAGUGCUAUGGCUUCCUUAAACUACGAUUUAUCAUAUGCUCCCGGUGUUUACUUUGAGACUGAAUGGCAACCAGAGAAUGUAAACAACCAAGGUGCAUCUGGUUAUGUUUUAAAAUAAAGAUUAAUAAAAGUU